GGUGCACUGGAGACAAACGAGCAGACUCUAGCCACACAUCAUGGUACUUGGGUAAUUCACAAGUUAGUAAUGGAGUAGUAUGCUAGCUAGCUAAUUAAAAUUUAAAAUCCGUAUGUGUUUGCUCUUGUUUCGAAGGUACUGCACUGUGGUACUGUUAAUUGCAAAUGGAUACCGAAAUUAUUGUCAAACACAAAGAUGACCUGGAGCGCAUGCUGCUUGAUGGAAGCGCGGAGCCAACGUACCUGCCGUUAUCACUUUUAGAAGAUAUCACAAACUGUUUCUCCGAUGCUCAGCGAAUAGGCAGCGGUGGGUUCGCGGUGGUUUAUAAGGGAAUUGUGGGAGAAGGGAUAGUCGCUGUCAAGAAGCUGUCCCAACCAUAUGGUAUGCAUGAGGAUAAAUUCCUUAAAGAGGUUGGGUGCUUGGUGAAGGCCAAGCACAAAAACAUAGUACGUUUCCUGGGAUAUUGUUCUGACACACAAGGGAGACUUGCAAACUACGAAGGGAAGGUUGUCAUGGCAGAUCUGCGGAAUUGGUUACUAUGUUUUGAGUAUGUACCUAAUGGAAGCCUUGAUAAUUAUAUUACUGAUGCGUCUUGCGGACUUGAAUGGAGGAAGCGCUAUAAGAUUAUCAAGGGAAUAUGUGAGGGGUUACUUCAUCUUCAUGAGUUACGCAUUCUCCACUUGGAUCUGAAGCCUGGUAAUAUAUUGAUAGAUGAACACAUGGCACCCAAAAUUGCUGAUUUUGGUCUAUCAAGGUGCCUUGAUAAGGAGCAAACCCGGGUUUUUACUUCAAACCUAUGUGGAUCACAGGGAUAUUUGGCACCCGAAUUCUUCGGAGGGCAAGUCGCAUUCGCGUCGGACAUUUACAGUCUUGGCGUUAUCAUCAUGGAGAUACUGACAGGCAAGAAGGGGUAUCCAGAAGAUGAGAAUGUUGUUGACACGUGGAUGAAUCGGUUGGAGGGAUUGGAUCAAUGGGAGACACAAUUGGAGGAAGUAAGAGUGUGCAUUGAGAUAGGGAUAGAGUGCAUGGAGUCGAACCCAAAAAAGAGACCAGUUGCAUGGCAUAUAAUUGAUAGGCUUGACAAAACGAUAGGUAUUGUCGAAACUAGCAUAAGUUGUUCAUCAGUCGAACAGCAGAUUAGUUUCCUAAAGGAACAAUACAGUCAAGAGCAAAACUCAAAGGUUUCAUCUGAGUACCUCGGAAAGGACAUCAAGCAACAUGCUGAAACAAAAGAACUUGCGAAAUGUGUAGAGACUCCUAGAGAAGAUCAUUGGCAGCAAGGGCAGCAAGAAGCUUCUGGUGAUCAAUGGUCAUCGUGGGCAGCGCAAGAUACAAAGCAAAAUGUCAGCCCACAAGGUGCAAGCAUUCCAAGCUCUAAGUCUGGUUUGUUGUACAAGUUGAAAAAUUUGGACCCCUUCGGCAGAAAAGCACGACGCAAGUUUUAUGAGAUGAAUGGUGGGGUUAUUUUGCAACCAGCAUGUUCGAUUAAAAUAUUCACAGAGGACGAGCUCAAGUCAUUCCUAAAUGAUACAGAUUUUAUUAGAAAAGAUGGCUUUGGAGAAGUUUACAAGGGCCUUAUUGAUAGAGUACCUGCCAUUGUAAGGAGGCCAAUUAGUGGCAUUCUGCCACAUCGUUUUACAGAUGAAGUCAUCAUCCAUUCUAAAGCCACUCAUGAAAACAUCAUUAGGAUCAUAGGUUGUUGCCUUGAAACUGAUACCCCGUUGCUAGUCUAUGAGUUCCACUCUACAGUUAGCCUCCAUGACAUUCUUCACAUCAACAUCAAGGUGCCUGUUAGCCUUGGCACGCGAUUAAGUAUUGCCACAAUAUCAGCAGGUGCUCUAGCUUAUGUGCAUUCAGCACUUGGUCCGAAAAUCUCACACGGUGAUGUUAAACCAGCAAAUAUACUCUUGGAUGACCAUUUUGUGCCAAAGAUCUCAAACUUUGGUUUAUUUAGAUUGAUGAAAGACGCUGGAACUGUCAUCAAUGACCUAGCUUAUAUGGAUCCGGUAUAUCGCCAAACAGGGCUGCUAACUGAAAAAAGUGAUGUCUACAGUUUUGGAGUUGUCAUUUUGGAGCUUCUUACAAGGAAGAAGGCGAAACAUUCUGAUAAUAACAGCUUAGUAAGGAAUUUCCUUGAGAAUCAUGGGCAGGGGAGGAAUUCAACAAAGCUGUUUGACAAGGAAAUUGUAGUGACAGGUGAUCUGGUGCUUCUAGACAAUCUAGCAGAAAUUGCCGUGGAAUGUCUUAACCUUGAAGCAGAAAGAAGACCGGAAAUGAAAGAUGUUGCAGAGCGCCUUGAAAGACUGAGAAAGGUGAAGCAUUUGCAAGACGAGUUGGAACAACAUGUACGUUAUCUCAAAUAAGCUUGUGAUAGACGUGUGAUGAUCGAAGGGUAACUUGUAAACUUUGCUGUUGUGAACAAGUCUUUAAAAUCCUCUCCAUCUGUAAACCGCACCGAAAGCAGAAGCUGGUAAGAAAGGCUGUUUGAUUAUUUGCUCCGCGCUCCUAGCGUUCAACCCUUUGCUUCUUACCUGGUCUGGACUUGUGGCUCCAUUUAUUCUCAUCCAUCCAGGCCACCCUUACGAUGUUAGAGGGUCGCUAUGAGACCCUAAUGAUGGGACUGUAUAGUGUAGUGUUGACAUUAUUCACACGGGAUUAUUUCUAAUGAAGUUCACAUCACGAGGUUCAGAUCUGUUAUAUGCAACUUGAGAUGGCCUCCACCAACAUUGCCCU
This is a messenger RNA of Triticum dicoccoides, 2733 nucleotides long. Its product is annotated as G-type lectin S-receptor-like serine/threonine-protein kinase At2g19130. The transcript has 5 exons. The coding region runs from base 165 to 2363 and encodes 732 amino acids. Gene Ontology annotation, biological process: protein phosphorylation. NCBI's taxonomy places the organism in Eukaryota, Viridiplantae, Streptophyta, Magnoliopsida, Poales, Poaceae. The record is from RefSeq and is a predicted model, not a curated record. Gene Ontology annotation, molecular function: ATP binding; protein kinase activity.